GCAGAGAAACAUGUGCACUUCUCCCUGAAUCCAGUUUGUGUAAACCCAGGGCUGUGAACAGUAUUGAUCACUGGCUCUAAAUGAGAGGAUUAACAGGAAUUCACACAAGGGCUCCGACGCUUACUGGUGCACAGUUGGAACUUGGUACUGCUGCAUAAUGGGUUACAAAGCGACAUCCAUGCAUUGUGUCUUAAGAUGCCUGUGCUUCAUGCUUCUCCAUUUGUUUAGUGCAGCUCAAGAUGAAGACAUAAGAAGUUGUAGGACUGCACCAUGUGAUUUGGUCUUUAUUCUAGAUGGCUCGUGGAGCGUUGAAGAUGUCAAUUUUGAAAUAGUAAAGCGGUGGCUCGUCAACAUAACAUCAAGCUUCAACAUUGGACAGAAGUUUACCCAGGUUGGAGUUGUCCAAUACAGCGAUGACCCUGUAUUAGAAAUACCUCUGGGGAAGCACUCCUCUACAACAGACCUCAUCAAAGCGAUGGAGUCCAUUGAGUAUAUGGGGGGUAACACAAGGACAGGAGCAGCCAUUAAGUUUGCUACAGACAAACUGUUUGGCCUGUCUGAGCGCGGCCCGUACGGCAUUUCCAGAAUUGCUGUUGUCCUCACUGAUGGGAAGUCUCAAGACGAAGUUUUGAAAGCAGCAGAGGAAGCAAGGAAAAAAGGAGUAAUUUUGUUUGCUAUCGGUGUUGGACCGGAGACAGAAGCCUCUGAGUUGAACGACAUUGCAAACAAGCCAUUCAGAACUUAUGUCUUCUCUGUUGAGGACUACAAAGGUAUUUCCAGGAUCAUACAGGUCAUACGACAGAAACUCUGCGAAGAGACUGUUUGUCCAGCAAGAAUCCCCGUGGACUCCCGCGAUGAGAAAGGUUUUGAUAUUCUGCUACAUUUAAAUUUGGCUAAAAAAGCAAAGAAGACACAAGGAGCAUAUUAUGGCAGUAGGGCUUAUGAAGUGACACCGCACGUCGACUUGAGUUUAACCACAAGGACACUUUUUCCUGACGGCCUGCCUCCAUCAUAUGUUUUUGUGGCCACACUGAGGUAUAAAGGAUCAGUGGCAAUAGAGGAGUGGGACUUGUGGAGAGUGCAGACGCGGGAUGGAAAACCUCAGAUGGCAGUGACUCUAAAUGGGCUGGAGCGCACCGUCAUGUUCACCACAACCAGUGAGGCGGAGAGUGGGACUCAAAUGGUUACAUUUUCAGAACAGACAGCAAGGCUGUUUGAUGAGAAAUGGCACCAGCUGCGGCUGCUGGUCACCGAGGAGGACGUUACUCUUUAUGUUGAUGACCUGGAAAUCGAAACGCGACCCUUGGAGCCCCCUGUUGGUAUUUUCAUCAACGGAAAAACCCAAGUUGGAAAAUAUGUCAACAAGGAAACAACAGUGCCAUUUGAGAUCCAGAAACUUCGCAUAUACUGUGACCCUGAGCAGAACAACCGAGAGACUGCGUGUGAAAUACCUGGAGUUUGCUCCAACAGUCCUGAUUACUCUGAACCAACUAUAGAACCUUGUGUCUGUCCUCCUGGACCCCCCGGACAACCAGGAAUAAAGGGAGAACAAGGAAACACUGGCAAACCUGGUCAGCCUGGACCUGCUGGUGCUGAUGGUAAGCCUGGUGUCCCUGGCAUUAGAGGAAGUCCAGGGUUGCCAGGUCCACCAGGAUCAGAGGGCCAGCGUGGGUCAGAUGGGUACAAAGGCGAGCAAGGGAGGCCUGGUGUUUCGGGUGAGAGGGGCAUGCCUGGACUACCAGGAGCGCCUGGACAACCAGGAGAGAAGGGCUCAGUGGGAUCCACGGGGGCUCCAGGGUUACCAGGAAAAGCUGGUCCAAUGGGAGAUAAAGGAAGUGUGGGACCUUCUGGGCCACCCGGUUUUCCGGGAGACCUCGGUCUACCUGGGAGAGACGGAAAGGUCGGACUUCCAGGGAGGCCCGGUCAAAAGGGGGAAGUCGGAGCUAUGGGUCUUCCUGGUGUUGAUGGGAGAGAAGGACAUCCUGGUAUGCCUGGGAUGCCAGGAAUUGCAGGCCUGAGUGGACAAAAGGGGGAUGCUGGUUUGCCUGGAUCCAGGGGCUUCCCGGGAUCGGACGGAUCACCUGGUGAGAUGGGUUUACCUGGUGCACCUGGUUUAAAAGGAUCAGUUGGACCCAAGGGGAAUAAAGGCGAAAGAGGAAGUUCGGGUAUACAAGGAAAACCAGGGUCUGUGGGGACUGCAGGGGAACCAGGAAGAGCAGGUCAGCCGGGGCACCCGGGCAUGCCAGGACUGAAGGGUAGCAAGGGACAAAGAGGAAAUCCAGGUGAAAAAGGAGAGAUGGGAAUGAAAGGUGAAAAAGGAGGCCAAGGUCGGCCGGGGGAACACGGCUCAGCCGGUCCAAUGGGACUCAAAGGAGAGAAAGGGACAGCAGGGGACUCAGGGCAGAGAGGUCAAGAAGGUCAAGUGGGACGGCCCGGACAGCCAGGUCAGUCAGGCUCACCUGGUCCCCGAGGGCUGCCGGGAGAGAGCGGUGCACCUGGCCCACCUGGACCUGAAGGAAGAUCUGCAAAUCAAAUGUCGGAUCAUCACAUUCGGCAAAUCUGCAGAGAGAUCCUUCAGUCUGAGCUGCCUUUGUUGUUGCUGAGCAACCAGCAGAGUAGCUGUACCAGAUGUCAGACCCGACCUGGAUCUCCUGGUCCUCCAGGUCAGACUGGGCCCCAGGGUGUUAGGGGUCUCCCCGGAAUAAGUGGGCCCAGGGGACAGCCAGGCCACCCUGGUCGGCCGGGGCACCCUGGUGUAAAUGGGCUGAAAGGAGAACCAGGUUUAACAGGUGAUAAGGGGAGUCCUGGUCGAACCACGAUGGGAGAUCAAGGGCCACCAGGGCCCCCAGGUCCAAUGGGUCCGCAGGGAUACAGUAAACCAGGUCCUCCAGGUAAACCUGGACCUCCUGGUUUAAAUGGAGGAGAGGGUAAAAGUGGUAAUCCCGGCAUCCCUGGUGAGCCCGGGAUGUGUGAUCCAUCCAUGUGCUACGGUAACAUGAUGAGGCGAAAUCCGUACAGCAAAGGGCCAAACUAUUGACGUAACGCAGCGUCACUGCAGGCACCACUCUGGAGCUGAUGUGGAACAAACAGCCAUUCUCAGGAAGAUCUCAUAUUUACAGUUUCUCUCUGUUGUGGAAACAAAACGGACCUCCUCUAACACCGGUCAACAGAACUAGAUCCUAUCACGUUUUCUCUGUUGGUAUUUUGUAUUUUUAUUCACGUCUUUGAACAUGCUUUGAGGUUUUAUUAAUGGUAUUAAGAGAAUUAAUAAUUAGCUCCGUUUCAUACCUCUCAUCUGAGCACCUUGAACUCAUGUACUUCAUGUUUGUCUGGAUCUCUCUCUGGGCAGUGUGGCUGGUGCUCUUUCCCAUAUUGCCCCCUGGUGUUGCUUUGUUGCAUGUUGCUCUCUAAAUUUUCACUGCACGUUAGAUGGGUGCUAUAUCUUCCGUUAAAAAAAACAAAAACAUGCAGCUUCUAUGAGCUAUAAACUUCGUGUUUAGUAAAUUAUUUCACCGUACGUUAUGUGUGAAAUUGGCAUGUUUCAGCACAAGACUGUGACUUCCUGUAGCUGAUUGUGAGCUGCUGUAAGCCUUCGUGUUCCUAAAGCAUUCAGUUUGACUGUUAAGCACUUAACUCUUUCUGAAAAAAAAAAAAAACAUCUAAUAUUGCAUAUUGCCCAAGAUAAAUGAAUACCCUCCGUCCUGUCACAAUACCUGUUAAUUCACAUAAUUUUAUUCUAGUUUGGAAGUAAAAUGUUUAAAUGUGUACUGUGCAGGAUUUUCUUAAAAACAAUGUAUAGCCUCAAACAUGAGCAAUCCCUCUCAGUCAUCACUUGCGACCCACCAGAAGUGUAUGACGGUGUAUUUAUCUCUCUGUUUUCAUAUGCUCUUAUUUUGCUGUGUUUGGGACGUUCCGGUGCACAGAGCACAGGUGAGGUGAGGACUUUAUAAAAGGUAACAAUCAGGAGCCAGACUGUAAACAGCAUGUAUUUAAAAAUAUGCUACAAAAAUGCAGACACAGCUCACAAAAAUAUAAAAACGCAAAUAGAGCAAGACGAACAUAUUAGAACGCUCUAGCUGUUCUAUUAUUUGCCUUUAUUCACAUCAUUAAACCCACAUCAUUGAUGAUUACCUUUAAAAAAAAAUCUCAUUUUGUAAAUAUUUUGAAAAAGCACCAAUAGUCAACCCUGCAAUAUUGUCCCAAUAUCCUCAGCUGGCACCUGAAGUCAAUAAGAAAAAAGAUUUUGGAAUCUUACAUUGGACAGACGUUUGAUGAUAAAUUAAAUUUCUACCGUCGUUUAUAUUUCACAAUGUGUAGAUGGUAACAUUAUGAAGUUUUGCAGACGUCGGAUUUUUUUCUUCGUAUUUGAUGACUAAAUGUUAUUUUACGUCAAGAUGAUGUUGGCAUGAAACGUUUGGAAGAUAUUGGAUUUUAGUUACUUAAGAACACAUCUUGAAACCAAUCAAAUAUCAACAUUGUUGUCAUCAUUUUGGGUCAAAUUGACUGUGGCAGUAGACAAUGUCCUGAUGUUGAAUUUUAGUCACCCAGCAUCACAAUCAAAUUCAACCAAAAAUCAAUGUGUAAAGACAUUGGUGGCCAGCUGCGUUGACAUCAAGGUAUUUAGUCAAAAAUGUCGUGAUAUUUGACUUUGACUCCAUAUCACCCUGCGUAACUGUCCCUUUUGCUGGUGAUGCUGUUUACAUUCAGUAGCCAACAACCCGUGCAUAGUACACCUUUAAAGUUCACCAUCAGAGAACAUGCUGAGAUUUCACUUUGAAAUUUUCCCAAGGCUUACCUUUCAUUACUGUAGCAGGUAUUUUAUUGUUAUUUAUAAAAGAGUCAGAACUGUGUUUUUCAGCAGUAACAUGUCAAAAACAGCUUUUGUAAUU
This is a messenger RNA of Plectropomus leopardus (leopard coralgrouper), 4889 nucleotides long. RefSeq names its product collagen, type XXI, alpha 1 (gene col21a1). Lineage: Eukaryota; Metazoa; Chordata; Actinopteri; Perciformes; Serranidae. Gene Ontology annotation, biological process: extracellular matrix organization. Gene Ontology annotation, molecular function: extracellular matrix structural constituent conferring tensile strength. The record is from RefSeq and is a predicted model, not a curated record.